Eimeria tenella is the source of this 736-nucleotide messenger RNA. Its product is annotated as beta-1,4-mannosyltransferase, putative. NCBI's taxonomy places the organism in Eukaryota, Apicomplexa, Conoidasida, Eucoccidiorida, Eimeriidae. The annotation marks the transcript as partial. The transcript has 2 exons. The record is from RefSeq and is a predicted model, not a curated record.
AUGCUGCAGCAGCUGCAGCAGCAGCAAAUUGCUGCUGAGCUUCUGUAUGACCAGCCUUCGGAGCAGCUGCAGCUGCUACCGCUGCUGCUGCGGCACCUCGUUGCUGCUACCUACUUUCCCGCUGCAGCAGCAGCCGCUGCUCCUGCUGCUGCUGCACCAGACGAGGCUGCUGCUGCAGCAGCAGAAGCAGCCGCAGAAGCAGCAGAUGCUGCUCCGCUCACGCAGGUCUACGACGCAGAUGCAGAUACAGCAGCAGCAGCAGCAGCAGAAGAAAGUGGCUCGCUGCUUGCUCUGCUGCUGCAGGAAUACCCACAGGAGAUGCAGCAGCUGCUGCAGCAGCAGCCGAAGGGGCACCUCCAGCUUUCGCAGCAGCUGCAGCUGCCUACUUGCUGUGCCGCUCCGCCGCUGCAAUCGUGGCUGCAGCAGCAGCAGCAGCAGCAGCAGCAGCGCGAGGACCUGAACCCACAGAAGGGCGCUGAGGUGUAUAGGGAGCUGACAGCCACCACAGAAUUGAUCCUUUACAGCUGCGGAGCUGGCAGCAGCCGCCGCCGCAGCAGCAACAGCAGCAGCCCUGGCAGCAGCAGCAGCAGCUGCUGCUGCAGCAGCGAAGCGAGCACGGUCGUCAGCAGCAGCGCCGCGCAGCGCCUCAGCCACCGCAGCAGCGACCGCAGCAGCAACAGCAGCAACCGCAGCAGCAGCAGCAACAGCAGCAACCGCAGCAGCAGCAGCAACAGCA